AUGUCCACGGAGCCCGAAAACGCUGAGCCGAGUGACGCGAAGCCGACUUUAGUGGCCGAGACAUCCUCGAGUGGUCCGUCACGAGAGGCUUCUUGGGACAAUCUGCCUGCAAUGACGCCUGAAUAUUUCAACUUGGCACUCGCCUUCUUCAUCUUCCUGCUGCGCUACCCCUCCGUCUUCUGGUACACCAAUCGACCGUUUGCUUUUCUCUUCUCCUUUCUUCUCUUGCUCGCCAGCCUCCAGGCGUUGACUGAGUUCAGCGCUGCCGGAGUACUCGUCAAACUCGCCUGGAACCACCAUCUUCUCGCCGACAGCACGGCCGCCAGCGGAGCAAAUCUCGCCGCUGUCCUCUCCGGACCCAACGGUCGUUGGCGUCAACAAGUGUCGUCCAUCACCGGCGGCGUCAACGGUAACGCAAGAUUCAAGACCAACUCUGUAGGCCGUGAGGUGGACCCGACCGGAUUCAGCCUUCUUGAGCCCGGACUUGAGCCAGAAGCCGUCGAAUUGGCCAACUUCUCGGCUCUGCUGCUCUCCAGCUUCGGCAGCCUUGUUAUGUUUGGCCUGUUUGUCGGCGUCUUCGAGUACGGCUACAGCCAGUUCUUGAUGGGCGUCUCGUCCUACAAGACGAACUAUUUUGCCGGACACGACGCCGUCCAGGGCUCAAUUGACCCCGGCGCCGCAACUGCCUCCGGGUUCGUGGACGCCGUGGAGCGAAGCGCCAGCAGCCCUGGCCUAGCGGGUAUGCUAGCCGGAGGUCUCGACUCUGAAGUCGUCGGCCCUGGCUUCCGAGGCACAACCGGCCUCGGUCUUAGUCUCGGCGUCGGCAGCAACGGUGCCGAGGCUGGCUCGGCCGGCUCGGCCGGCGGCCUAUCAACACGGCCUGGAGUGUCUCGACUUUGCGGCCAGUCGACGCACAAACGGUACGGUCUGAGGAGGCUGAAGACUGCCAGUUGCACUCUUUAUGGCAUUGAGUCUCUGGGCGCCUGGUGCUCGAAUCUCGGCCUCCUCUUCCUCACUGUCGGCCUGGCCACUCUGGCCAUGCUCAGCUUGAAGGUACCAGUAGCCUGGACCUGCCUGCGCGUCUACUGGGCCAGUCGGAACGGUCUGAUGCUUGCCAGUCUCUUGGUUUCGGCCACUUUUGCAGUCGCCUGGGCGACCAGUUGGUUCGCUUUCGGAUUGAAGCCGACUUGGCGAUUUAAGCUGAUUGUGGCACCUCUCCCUGAUGAUGCCGGCGAGAUGUUUGGGAAUGUACCAAGUCAAUGGUCCGAUGCUGGAAAUCAGGAAUACUAUGGCAGAGGACUUAUAACUAGACACGUUCCACAAGGUCUCGCUGGUAUUCCAAGCAAGUUACGAAAACGAGGUCAAAUCAAUAUUAUAAAGCUAAAGUAG
Molecule: messenger RNA, 1389 nt
Organism: Protopolystoma xenopodis
Lineage: Eukaryota; Metazoa; Platyhelminthes; Monogenea; Polystomatidea; Polystomatidae
Source: the annotation of a GenBank genome assembly